Aspergillus neoniger CBS 115656 is the source of this 1622-nucleotide messenger RNA. RefSeq lists its product as uncharacterized. The transcript has 2 exons. The coding region runs from base 1 to 1575 and encodes 524 amino acids. The record is from RefSeq and is a predicted model, not a curated record. NCBI's taxonomy places the organism in Eukaryota, Fungi, Ascomycota, Eurotiomycetes, Eurotiales, Aspergillaceae.
AUGAUGGUCCCAAGAGCUUAUCUUUUCAGUUCCCUACCUCCGUCUCCGAAGACAUCUCUCCGUCAACAUGGUGAGAGAACUCCAGUCACCAAGUCCUCCCUGGAUCUUCUCCCCGUCCAAGAUUAUGCGAGUCUCGAAUUUCCAUCCGACUCUUCUCCGCAGACCAUGCACACCAGUCCGGUUGUGAUACCCCCGAAGCGGGCUCCUCGCGUGACCUCGGUGCAUUCGCAGACCGCAAAGAAAGGGCCAGCCACGCCGAAGAAGUCUAGAACGGUGUCUCACAAGUCGUCGUCGGCCACUUUGACUGACCGGUCCGUGCCAAGUUCGAUUGCGUCGAUUCUGGAAGCCACGGCAAUCCCCGUGCCUCGCCGGGGAUGGACUGUUCGAGAGACUCGCAACCGCAGGAAACUGCCUCGUGUGGAUCAUGUGCAGCAAUUCAGCAAGCUGCUGAUGGACGGUGUGGGCGAUAAUUCGAUGGAGAGCACGGGCAACACAGUGCUGGAUCUACUUUUGAGUCCCCCGGAUGAGGUCGACAAGUCUACAGUUGGGAGUGAUUGUGACAGUGAGGCGCCAUCUUUCUCCGCUUGCUCUAUGUCCCUUGAGUCGACGCCGUCGUUGGAGCGCGACUACGACUCACCAUCCAGUCUCCCGGCACCAUCUACGCCGUCAAGCCAGCGGAGCCCGUUGGAGCGAAAGUUUCACCGCCAAUCACCUUGUGAGAACUGCAUCUUCGACCACCCUUUGCUAGACAACGAAGUGUCGGACACGGAAGAGGAUUUUGUCGAGCAGGCCUCAUUGCCCGAUCUGACCCCGAAGAGCCCGACACCAUCUCGAACGUUCCCGCGGUUAGGAUCCACAUUCAAAUCUAACCUAACGGCUUCUUUGCGAGCAAUUAAAUCUGCUGCGCAGAGUGUCUCGGCCUUUGCUACUCCUUCCGUUCAGCCGGACGACUUUCUGACCCGGUCGCUCUUCAUGAUCACGCCGGAGAUGACGGACGACCGACGGCCUCCGCCCAUGAACGAGCCGCCAUCUCCCGCACUCCGACGGUACCUGAACCCAAUAACGGUCUCACCAGCGGAGAUGUAUGCUUAUCAGGAAUACCCACACGAGUCCCUUGAUAGCCCCAACUGCCCUGUUUCCGUGCAAAUGCAAACGUACCAUCGCUCGGGUAGGCGCGGCAGUCGCAGGAGCGGGUUCCACCUGGCUCGCUCUGAGGGCCGCGACCGACAGCUGCUACCAUUCGACCCGGAGAUCCCGCCCAUGUCACGCCAGCGCGAGCCGCGGGAGAACAGCGAUUUCCUGCGCAUGGUGGUUCUCGAGAUGAACAUGCGACGCAGCGGCAAGCUUCGGGACGAUGUUCCGACGCGGGCCCGGAUCUGGCUGCCACCCCGCAAGGGCAGUCAGGGCCGUUAUGUUCGGUAUGACUAUUACGAGGAUGAUGAUGAGGACGAGAACGCAGUUCCCUCUCGUUGGGUCGGGAUCUCUAUAUUGGAGGCGUUCCCCUUUGGGUUAACGGGGCAUAGCGAGGCGUUUGGGAAAAGGGGAGAACCACCUAUUCAUUUGGAAUAUUGCUAGAAUACACCUGGCUGGCUUUAGGUAGAACAAUUGCUACUAUCAUUUAC